UAACUUUAGCCAGUUAGGUUCAAACUACGUCGUUUAGGUCACUGUGCUAAGCAUCAGAGACGGUCGAGUGAUGGCCGAACACGGUGGGAUAACUCCGGCUCGGGCCGAUGAAGAAGAACAAGUGUGGAGCUGGGGUGCAGGAACGGACGGCCAACUAGGGACUGCUAAGCUGCAAGACGAGCAUCUCCCGCAGCUUCUCUGGCUGACGUCACUUGCUUCCAUAUCGAUGCUCGCUUGUGGCGGCGCUCACGUCAUCGCCUUGACUUCUGGUGGUAAGGUGUUGACAUGGGGAAGGGGAAACUCUGGUCAAUUAGGACAUGGGGACAUGCUCGACUCUUCUUUGCCAAAACCAGUAUCUUUCUUCGACGACUAUGUUGUAACUCAAGCCUCAGCUGGAUGGAGCCACUCUGGUUUUGUUUCAGAUUCUGGUUGCCUAUUCACUUGUGGAAAUGGCUCAUUUGGUCAGCUUGGUCAUGGUGAUAACAUGUCACUUUGCUCUCCAGCUAAAGUCUCUUACUUUGCCGAUAAGAGCGUGAAGAUGGUAGCUUGUGGUAUGCGCCACUCACUUGUCUUGUUCGCAGGAAAUCAAGUGUGCGGAUUCGGAUCUGGGAAACGCGGACAGCUUGGUUUCUCAUCAGACAAAACUAAGACACUAAUUAAUCUUCCAUGUCUUGUCUCUGGAUUAGAAGAUGUUGAGAUUGUUCGUAUAGCAGCCAAUGGAGAUCAUAGUGCAGCUAUAACCGCUAAUGGACAAAUGUUCAGUUGGGGAAGAGGUUUCUGCGGCAGUCCUGAUGUUCAAGCCCCUCAGUGUUUACCCUCAUCUCAAUUCUUCAGAGAAGUUGCUUUAGGAUGGAGUCAUGCUUUAUUACUAACCGUCGAUGGAGAAGUUUUCAAGCUUGGUAACACCCUUAAUAAACAAUCCGAGAAGCAACAACUGCAAGUAGAUCCGUCUGAACCUUUUUUGGAGAAAGUUCCAGGUUUUGAUGGAGUUAAAGUUAUGCAAAUUGCAGCAGGAGCAGAGCAUUCUGCUGCUUUAACAGAGAAUGGAGAAGUUCAGACAUGUGGAUGGGGUGAACAUGGUCAGCUAGGUGUUGGAAACACCAAUGAUCAGAACAAUCCUCAACUCGUAAGCCUAGGAAGUAUAGACCAGCGGACGAGAGAUACCAAAGUAUAUUGCGGAAGUGGAUUUACAUAUUUAGUUCGGCGAAUACAAAAGCUUUCUUCAUCAUAGAAAUGGAUGUAUCAUAUCUCUAAUGUGUGUAACAUUGUACAAUGUGAGAAGUCAAUUAUUGGCAUUAUUCUCGUCAAGAGGAAUAGUCAUUACAAUGAUGAAAA
This is a messenger RNA of Brassica oleracea var. oleracea, 1335 nucleotides long. RefSeq names its product ultraviolet-B receptor UVR8. Lineage: Eukaryota; Viridiplantae; Streptophyta; Magnoliopsida; Brassicales; Brassicaceae. Bases 71 to 1231 code for a protein of 386 amino acids. The transcript has 7 exons. The record is from RefSeq and is a predicted model, not a curated record.